Amorphotheca resinae ATCC 22711 is the source of this 679-nucleotide messenger RNA. RefSeq lists its product as hypothetical. The record is from RefSeq and is a predicted model, not a curated record. The transcript has 3 exons. Lineage: Eukaryota; Fungi; Ascomycota; Leotiomycetes; Helotiales; Amorphothecaceae. The coding region runs from base 142 to 618 and encodes 158 amino acids.
CCGAUCUCUUCCUGCCCCACAUCCUUCUCCUACCACAAAUCAAUCUUCUCCUCCCAACACAAUCAAUCUUCUCACACAACCAAAACAAUCAACCAACCACACCACACCACACCACACCACAAACCACAUACCACAACCAUCAUGGCCCCCAGAACCGGUUCCCAGUGGGACCACAAGUCGGAUAAAGACCUCCUGCUCUCCAUAAUUGACACCGGCUCUCUCAAGGGAAUUGACUGGAAGAGCAUCUCUGAUAAAAUGAAACAAAAGGGCCAUACCUUCACACACGAAGCUUGCCGACAACACUUCCAAAAGCUCCGCAAGGAAGCCCGGCCCGGCGAAGGUGACGACGGCGGAAACUCCCCCAUCAAAUCCAACAGCGCCAAGUCCACGCCGCGCAAGCGCAGCAAAACCCAGAGCGCCUCCUUCAGCAGCAACUCAUUUCAGAACGAAGACGACGAUGAGGAGUUGAUGACGCCCGUCAAGCGCAAAAAGACGGAGGUCAAGCCCGAGCAGGAGAAUGGUGGCUUUCCUGGCCAGACCGCCCCGCUGUUCAAGAUCGAAGCUCUCGAUGACAAUGAUCCCGUUUUGUUGGAUGACGAUGAUCUCUAUGCAGUUUAAUACGCUUGAGAUGAUCAGAGGCCCCUCCCUCUCCUUCGACCUCCUUGUGUUAUACGGCUAG